This is a messenger RNA of Aedes aegypti (yellow fever mosquito), 2161 nucleotides long. Its product is annotated as cytochrome P450 4g15. The record is from RefSeq and is a predicted model, not a curated record. The transcript has 3 exons. Bases 192 to 1856 code for a protein of 554 amino acids. Gene Ontology annotation, molecular function: oxidoreductase activity, acting on paired donors, with incorporation or reduction of molecular oxygen; iron ion binding; monooxygenase activity. NCBI's taxonomy places the organism in Eukaryota, Metazoa, Arthropoda, Insecta, Diptera, Culicidae.
AUCCAAGUCGCAUUCGGAGGUACAGCAGAGCGUGCGCGUAUUCCCAGUGUGACGCGAGAAACGACCAAUCAAACGACGGAAGCUUGAGAGUGUGAAAUUCGCUUUUCGGUGGGGCCGUCAGGCUUAGAAUAGGGGUUUAGAAGAAGGAUCUCGAUCCGCGUUUUUCCGGUGUGAGCGGUGUGAUUUACAAGAUGAGCGCGGAAAUUGUGGCCGAGCGGGGCAGCAGCCUGGUGUCGCUGGCCGUGCCGAUGGUCAUUUUUAUGACCCUGGUCCUGGUGGCCAGUGCAUUGUUCCAUUUCUGGAUGAUAUCCCGGCGGUACGUUCAACUGGGGAACAAGAUUCCCGGACCGAGGGCCUAUCCGUUCAUUGGCAAUGCCAAUAUGCUGCUGGGGAUGAACCACAAUGAGAUCAUGGAGCGGGCGAUGCAGUUGAGUUAUAUCUAUGGAAGUGUGGCUCGGGGCUGGCUCGGGUAUCAUUUGGUGGUGUUUUUGACCGAGCCAGCGGACAUUGAGAUCAUCCUGAACAGUUAUGUGCACCUGACAAAGUCCAGCGAGUACAGGUUUUUCAAGCCAUGGCUUGGGGAUGGGCUGUUGAUCAGCAGUGGCGAGAAGUGGCGAUCGCAUCGGAAACUGAUCGCUCCGGCGUUUCACAUGAACGUCUUGAAGACGUUCGUGGAUGUGUUCAACGAUAACAGUUUGGCCGUAGUGGAACGGAUGCGAAAGGAGGUGGGGAAGGAGUUCGACGUGCACGACUAUAUGAGUGAAGUUACGGUGGAUAUUCUGCUGGAGACGGCCAUGGGCUCGCAGAGGACGAGCGAGAGCAAGGAGGGAUUCGACUAUGCGAUGGCUGUGAUGAAAAUGUGUGACAUCCUGCACUCCCGCCAGUUGAAAUUCCACCUCCGGAUGGACUCCGUCUUCAACUUCACCAAAAUCAAGCAGGAACAGGAACGCCUGCUCGGUAUCAUCCACGGCCUCACCCGGAAGGUCGUCAAGCAGAAGAAGGAACUCUUCGAGAAGAACUUUGCCGACGGAAAGCUGCCUUCGCCGUCCCUCUCAGAAAUCAUUGCCAAGGAAGAGUCCGAAUCCAAGGAAUCGCUUCCGGUCAUCUCGCAGGGUUCGCUCCUCAGGGACGAUCUGGAUUUCAACGAUGAAAACGACAUCGGCGAGAAGCGAAGGCUUGCGUUCCUGGACCUGAUGAUCGAAACGGCCAAGAGCGGUGCCGAUCUGACCGAUGAAGAGAUCAAGGAAGAAGUCGACACUAUCAUGUUUGAAGGACACGACACCACUGCGGCCGGAUCUAGCUUUGUUCUGUGCCUUCUCGGCAUUCAUCAGGACGUUCAGGAUCGAGUAUACAAAGAAAUCUACCAGAUCUUCGGCAACUCCAAGCGGAAAGCUACAUUCAACGAUACCUUGGAGAUGAAAUACCUGGAACGAGUGAUCUUUGAAACCUUGAGAAUGUAUCCACCGGUUCCGGUGAUUGCCCGCAAAGUGACCCAAGAUGUCCGUCUGGCAUCCCACGACUACGUGGUUCCAGCCGGAACCACGGUCGUCAUCGGAACUUACAAAGUGCACCGACGGGCGGACAUCUACCCUAAUCCAGAUGUGUUCAACCCGGACAAUUUCCUACCGGAACGCACACAGAAUCGCCACUACUACAGCUACAUCCCAUUCAGCGCCGGACCGCGAAGUUGCGUCGGUAGAAAAUAUGCCAUGCUGAAACUGAAGGUCCUUCUGUCAACCAUUCUGCGCAACUACAGGGUCGUGUCCAAUCUCAAGGAAUCGGACUUUAAGCUACAAGGCGACAUUAUCCUGAAACGGACCGAUGGCUUCAGAAUACAGCUGGAACCGAGAGUCUAAUCAAUUAUGACCACGAACUGAGCCAUGCAGGGAGCCCUCGGGCUGAUAAGAUGUCGCGACAUUGCCGAUGGACACCGAAUGGACGAUAGAUUAAAUAGAACUCGUUGUAUAGCCUUUUUAUGAUACUGUUAAUUGAAUUGUUCGGUUCCCGAUUGCCAGGUCGAGCCGAUUGUUGUUGCUUUUGCUUUUGCUUGAUGCUUUUGUUUUUCGCUUCAUCCCAGAACGUUAUUUAUUUGCUACUUCGCUUUCGCUUUCUGUCCCCUUUCGAGCAUAAAUGGGAGAUAAUAAAACCUUCUCCGCUUAGA